AGCCCCCCGGGAUGGCACAGCACUUCUGACACCUCCCCUGAGGGACUGGGGGAGCACCUCAGGAGAGCAUGUCCCAGGCUGGUGGUAGCCCCCGGGCAGAGGACCCAGGGCCGUGUAGCAGGGCACACUCCCGCACCCCGAGCCGGGGCAGCCAGCGGCUCGAGUGCAUCAUCUGCUUCUGCUCCUACGACCUGAGCAGCCGCCUGCCCCGACGGCUUUACUGCGGUCACACCUUCUGCCAAGCCUGUCUGAAGCGUUUGGAUGCCGUGGCCAACGAGCAGCGCUGGAUCCCUUGCCCGCAGUGCCGCCAAAACACCCCCACGCCCCGCGGCGGGGUCGCCAUGCUCGACCUCGACCUGGCCACCUUCCUCAUCGUCAAGGCUGACAAGGAGCAUCCCCGGGGGGCCGGCAGGUCCCAGCCUGACUCGGCCACCAAAGGCUCAGGCAAGGAGAAGGUGGUGACCCAGCAGCCGGCGGGGCUGUGCCAAGAGCCGGUGCCUCCUGUGCUGUUCCCCCGGCGUGGCUGCUGCCGGCCCUGCCUGUGCUGCGGGGUGACAGCCACCUUCGAGAGCUGA
Calypte anna (Anna's hummingbird) is the source of this 575-nucleotide messenger RNA. It is a transcript of the gene RNF224, whose product is annotated as ring finger protein 224. The coding region runs from base 69 to 575 and encodes 168 amino acids. The record is from RefSeq and is a predicted model, not a curated record. The transcript is spliced from 2 exons. Lineage: Eukaryota; Metazoa; Chordata; Aves; Apodiformes; Trochilidae.